CUACAGGUUUUUUUUUUGACGUUUUGUAGGUUUUUUACAUGAUACCUGUGCCGGUUUUAGAAUCCAUUUUUCAAAUCUCAGAGGUCUUACCAAUGCUGCAGCCGGAGGAGAAAUUUCUCACCUACCGCCGUCGAAUAGUCGUACGUAUAACACCUAAUAGCAACGGAAUCUGGCUAUAGGUGGAUAGCAGAAUUAUGGAUUUACCAGGUUCUUCUGUUGUAUAAGAAGGCAUUAACAAUGAUAAGCGAAAAUAGUCACUGCGGUAGAAACUAUGGAUGUAUCAAAUUCCGACUGAAAUAUUUAAGAAAAAGGUAGUCUUUUG
Messenger RNA from Acanthoscelides obtectus, 322 nucleotides. Lineage: Eukaryota; Metazoa; Arthropoda; Insecta; Coleoptera; Chrysomelidae. The record is from the annotation of a GenBank genome assembly.